AUAAAUCCUUUCAAAACCAGACGACAUACAUGAAUCAUAGCAUUACAUUUCCCGGUAGAGGAUUAUUUGUGAAGCCAAUAGAAUUAACAAUCAAAAUGCACAUCCAUCACACAGAUCACAGCUUUGUUAUUCAAAUAAAAGGCGAGCCCAUUUAUAAUCUUCAUCAACCUUCUUCUUCAAAGCUAAACUUGUCUGCAAUGAAACUUUUUCAUCGCUUUCGCAAAAUUCUUAUGAGACUCUUAUUUUCUCUUCCUAAUAAUAACUCGUCGAAGCAAAAAAACUGCGAUAAAUUUGAUCCUCCGAAGACUUCAUGCAGCUCUUAUUACUCUUCUCAGUCACAUUACAGUGAAGCCAUUGCUGACUGCAUUGAGUUCUUGAAUAAGUCUUCUCAAGAAGGCGUUUUUGACGGCACGAAAGCUCAUGUCUUGGUUUGAUUUGUUUGUGUUUUAUUUUCAUUUUUGAAGCAAAUAUAAACGAGAUGUAUACGUGAUUUAUCUAUCUAAUAAGGAAGCAAAGUUGGUGUGAUUUCAAAAUGAAUAUAUUUUAAUGCUGGUGUACAACUGGUUUGUCGUGCACCUUCUCUUCUGUUAUAUACAUGUUGUUCAUUGUAUAUUUAU
Mercurialis annua (annual mercury) is the source of this 617-nucleotide messenger RNA. RefSeq lists its product as uncharacterized. The record is from RefSeq and is a predicted model, not a curated record. The coding region runs from base 30 to 434 and encodes 134 amino acids. NCBI's taxonomy places the organism in Eukaryota, Viridiplantae, Streptophyta, Magnoliopsida, Malpighiales, Euphorbiaceae. The transcript has a single exon.